AGGUUGAUCAAGCUACAGAGCUGGAAUAUGGUGGUGAGAUGGACUUCCCAUCAAACAUGGGAUUGAGAUUACAAAACCAACAGCUCCUCAGAAACCCACAUUUAUUUUAUGUAGUAGAUCGAAUUUAAUAUUUUUCAAGAAUCUUGGGGGGCAUCUCCCUGUCUCUUGAAGCAAAUUUGCUUAGCCUUCUCUGUCAAUACCCUUGGAAAAGCAGACCCAAAACCCCAUUUCUUGUUCUUUGCUAGAUUUCGGUAAUUUGGUCUGUCGUUGGAACAAGUCGCCCGUUUAUUUAGCCGUAUCAAUGAAGACUUGGAAGUGGGUUUUUGUGGGGCUUUUCUACUUUACCGUCUUUGUUACAUGGAUUGAUGCUUUUAAGCUGGGUCGUAGUCAACCUACUGAGAGAAUUUCAGGAAGUGCUGGUGAUGUAUUGGAAGAUGAUCCAGUGGGAAGGCUGAAAGUUUUUGUCUAUGAAUUGCCAAGCAAAUACAACAAGAAGAUCCUGCAAAAGGACUCAAGAUGCCUCAAUCAUAUGUUUGCCGCUGAGAUCUUUAUGCAUCGAUUUCUCUUGUCUAGCCCUGUUCGAACCCUCAAUCCUGAGGAAGCUGAUUGGUUUUAUACCCCUGUCUACACUACUUGUGACCUGACACCAAAUGGCCUCCCUUUACCUUUUAAAUCACCUAGAAUGAUGAGAAGUGCAAUCCAGCUUAUCUCUUCGAACUGGCCUUAUUGGAAUCGCACGGAAGGGGCCGAUCACUUUUUUGUAGUGCCCCAUGACUUCGGUGCUUGCUUCCAUUAUCAAGAAGAGAAGGCUAUUGAGAGAGGGAUCCUUCAUAUGCUUCAACGUGCUACCUUGGUUCAGACUUUUGGACAGCGGAAUCACGUUUGCUUGAAAGAAGGAUCAAUUAUCAUUCCUCCGUAUGCUCCUCCACAGAAAAUGCAAACCCACCUAAUUCCCGAAAAAACCCCUAGGUCCAUCUUUGUUUACUUCAGAGGAUUGUUUUAUGAUGUGGGGAAUGAUCCUGAAGGUGGUUAUUAUGCAAGAGGAGCACGAGCUGCCGUGUGGGAGAACUUUAAGGACAAUCCGCUUUUUGACAUCUCCACAGAACACCCGACAACAUACUACGAGGACAUGCAAAGAGCUGUGUUUUGUUUGUGUCCGCUUGGCUGGGCCCCUUGGAGUCCGAGAUUGGUUGAGGCAGUGAUAUUUGGUUGUAUCCCCGUGAUUAUAGCAGAUGACAUUGUUUUACCUUUCGCUGAUGCAAUCCCAUGGGAAGAAAUUGGCGUUUAUGUGGAUGAGAAGGAUGUUCCCAACUUGGACACCAUACUCACUUCAAUCCCGCCGGAGACAAUAUUGCGAAAGCAGAGAUUGCUUGCCAAUCCCUCAAUGAAACAGGCCAUGUUGUUCCCACAACCGGCUCAGCCAGGAGAUGCUUUCCAUCAAGUUCUGAAUGGACUUGCUCGCAAGUUGCCUCACGACAAGAGUAUUUACUUGAAACAUGGCGAGAAGGUCUUGAACUGGACUGCAGGGCCGGUCGGGGACCUCAAACCUUGGUAGCAGCUGUAACAUCCGCUAUUGACAGCAUCCUACAUGGUCAUGCUUCCAAACUCAAUGGAGUUUUGUCAAUCAAACAUGUAAAUUUUGAUUUAGGCAGAAUCUGUUGGAUUGUAGAUCGCCUUUGUGAUGCUUUAGGCUUGUGGGCCAUUCCUGAACUGAGUAAUUCUUACUGUCGAAGUGGACUGCUCUGUGUUUCAACUGAUUUGGCUUAUAUCAUAGUAGAAUGCUAUAUUCUGAUUU
Molecule: messenger RNA, 1795 nt
Organism: Tripterygium wilfordii
Lineage: Eukaryota; Viridiplantae; Streptophyta; Magnoliopsida; Celastrales; Celastraceae
Product: probable beta-1,4-xylosyltransferase IRX10L
Exons: 5
Coding region: 302-1555 (417 amino acids)
Biological process (GO): glucuronoxylan biosynthetic process; plant-type secondary cell wall biogenesis
Molecular function (GO): glucuronoxylan glucuronosyltransferase activity; 1,4-beta-D-xylan synthase activity
Source: RefSeq, a predicted model, not a curated record